AUGGCGGCGCCACAGUCGUUUCCUCUGCCCGCCCGUAUUCUUUCCCGUCUUUUUUUUUCCGCUUCCAGAACGACCAAUGGGCUCAGGCUGUUUGGGGUGCGGAAGGAAGGCAACAGCCAAUAGGAAGGAGCGAGCGUUGAAGGGAGGAAGGUUGGUUGAAGGGAGGCGGCGGGGUCGUGCUUGAGGCGGCGCGGGCGUGAAAUUUCUGGAAGGCGCUCGCCUCUCCUCUGGGGAGGCCUUCGCGUGUCUUCGCAUUCUGACAAGACGGACGAGGCAGGGGAAGACGCCGGCGGCAGCAUGAACCACAAGAGCAAAAAGCGCAUCCGGGAAGCCAAGCGGAGCGCCCGUCCGGAGCUCAAGGACUCUUUGGACUGGACCCGGCAUAACUACUGCGAGAGCUUCCCGCUUAGCCCGGCAGUCUGCAAGGACAAUGCGGAAAGAGCAGACACCCUUCACUUGUCAGUGGAAGAAUUCAUUGAGCGAUACGAAAAGCCUUACAGGCCCGUUGUCCUGUUGAACGCUCAGGUUGGAUGGCCGGCUCUUGAGAAAUGGACUCUAGAGCGCCUGAAGCGCAAGUACCGAAACCAGAAAUUCAAGUGUGGGGAAGACAAUGAUGGUUAUUCUGUGAAGAUGAAGAUGAAAUAUUACAUUGAGUAUAUGGAGACUACACGGGAUGACAGUCCCCUUUAUAUAUUUGACAGCAGCUAUGGGGAACAUCCUAAGCGCAGGAAACUCUUGGAGGACUACAGGGUGCCCAAGUUCUUCACAGAUGACCUGUUUAAAUACGCAGGAGAGAAGAGGAGGCCACCAUACAGAUGGUUUGUGAUGGGGCCACCUCGAUCAGGAACAGGCAUUCACAUCGACCCUCUGGGAACCAGUGCCUGGAAUGCCUUAGUCCAAGGGCACAAGCGCUGGUGCCUCUUUCCUACUAGCACUCCAAGAGAGCUGAUUAAAGUGACCCGUGAAGAAGGAGGCAACCAGCAAGAUGAAGCCAUCACAUGGUUCAGAGUAAUAUAUCCCAGAACCCAGCUUCCCACUUGGCCUCCUGAGUUCAAACCGUUGGAAAUUGUGCAAAAACCAGGAGAAACUGUCUUUGUACCAGGUGGCUGGUGGCAUGUAGUUCUCAAUCUUGACACAACCAUUGCUGUCACACAGAACUUUGCCAGCUGUACAAACUUUCCUGUGGUGUGGCACAAGACAGUGAGGGGAAGGCCAAAAUUAUCAAGGAAAUGGUACAGGGUCUUAAAGCAAGAACAUCCUGGACUGGCUGCUUUGGCCGAUUCUGUUGACUUACAAGAAUCAACGGGCAUUGCUUCUGAUAGUUCCAGUGACUCCUCCAGCUCGUCCAGCUCUAGCUCCUCAGAUUCCGAUUCAGAAGGUGAUUCUAGCUCAGAGACUGAAGGAAUGAUGCAUCGUAGAAAAAAGCGGAGGACUUGCAGCAUGAUGGGAAACGGUGAUACAACCUCCCAUGAUGACUGUGUCAGCAAAGAACGCAGCUGCUCCAGGAUUAGGGAGUCUUGUGGAAGCCGAGCUCAUCCCUGAAAAAUAACAACACCCCAUCUAAUGCAGUCAAAGCUUGCCAGCUGUCUCCUGUUCCUCCCAUCUGCCGUGUAUCUGGAGCUUUCUUGAGUCUUCACCACUUCUUCUUUUUUCCUAAUCCAAACUUCUACCUGCUGCCUAAGUCUGCCUCCUUGCUAAUUAAAGGAGAGAACUCCAGAGAUCCUCUGUGUGCUCUUUCUGCACCCCAUCAAACAAAUAUGAUCUCUGAAGAUAAUGCUGCCCUCUGCAAGGCUAUGCUGUGGCUCACAACUCUGUGCAGUUGCAAAAUGGAGAAUAUUUAUUAGCCAACGUUGUCUUAAAAAUGAGCAGGUAGAUCCUGAAAGCCUGUGUCCUGCUCCAGCAUUGUCUUAUGUUUACACUUUGAUUUUUCGUGCACUACAACUGAAGUACAGACCUGCAACCCUUCCCAUAUGUAAUGAGCCAUCUAGUACUUUGGUAGAGCACAAGAGGAAGUGAAAGAGACUGCUUGGUUCUGUUCACCUGAAGUGACUCUUCUGUUUUGUAAAUGAUCAGUUGUGAGAAGCACCUUUUUUGAGGUUUUUACCAGAGACGACACCAAACCAAGGAUGAACUAAUGAGACAUGUAAAAAAGAAUCUCCUUAACCAGCUGCCUCACCAUGAUUACAUGUGCUUUCUGUUUUAUUAUAAAAUAAAAUGGCUGGUAUUUUGCAGUCAGUUUGGGAGCUUGUCCCAGAAAAAAGCUGGAAUGGGAGAAGUGAUAGCUGCUAAUUUACCUCUCCCUGUGGGAGUUCCUGGAAAAUUAUAUGAAGAUGGAAAGCUUUUAUUAAGAAAGAGUGGGUGGGCUUAGUAAAUAUAAAUCCCAAUUUAUGAAAUACCACAACUCUGGAGCCUGGAACUGACCUACUGAAUCUUCUGCUAUUAGUGGGGCAGUUAAUAGAGGAGUGUAUGUGUGUUUUGUCUUGGGAUAGGAAGUAGCUGUAUGUAUCUUGAGACAGUUGAAUGCCAGGAUAUGCUGGUGCUUCAAGGGCAUUCUUUGUCACUGGAGUUUGGUAUUAUGUCCUCAGAUGGUCCUUGUAUCUCCACAUUUGACAGUAAUUCUCCCCUAACUCCGAAGGUAUGCCAACAACAUGUUUAAAAAGUAUGGUUAACCUAUUGAAUAAUUAUCUAAACGAUUGUAUCUUGAGAAUAUGAUGGAGGAGGUGUGGUGUUCAGUUCUCCUUUGUUUCUCACAUUAUCCAAAACCAAGGGCAAAUCUAUGACUAACAACUUUCACCAUCUUAAGUGGGUCUGACCUCCCCCACAGACAUGCAACAUAUCAGCCAGUUUGGGACCAGUCACAGACUGACGUUUGGUUGGGUGAGAAAUAUAUUUAGAUCAUGGCACACAAUAUUCUUCCAUGUUUCUAGAAUGUGCCAAAAUGUUCCCGUUUUGUUAGCAUAGGGAUCCAAAUACCACUUGCCAUCUUUAACUCCAUGCAAAUGUAACAUUGGUAAAUGCUGACAUUAUGUGUUAGAAGGCUCCUUAUAGUGCCCACAAAGCAUAUGUAUUUCAAAACCAGUUUGUAAAAAGAAGAUAAUUUUUGGAAAUUAAGUAAUACUUCCAUUAGUUUAAGUUGCAUAUUUUUGGAUUGUACAACAGGAUUCAGCAGUGGGGCCACAGGGAAGGAAGCACAAGAGGGCAUGAAUUGCUACAGUUCCCUGACUAAAACACAACACUGUUUAUACCAAGUCAAAAUGUUGGUCCAGUUAGUCGACUUCAGGCGAUUCCAGCUGGAAACAGCUCUCCAGGGUAUUAGGCAGAGAACUUUCCCUAGUCCUGCUUGCUGAUACCUUUUUAGCUGAUGCUGGGCGUUAAACCUGGGACGUUCUGUGAGAAAAAAAAUACUUUACUCUGAGCUAUGCCCUCAUUUUACUACUGGAAGUUCUCUGAUUUUUAAAUCAUUUAUCAAAAACUGCUAUAUGUGCAGUUAAAAUAUUUUUAGCAGCAAGGGUUAAAAAAUUGAACUUACUGGGUUUGGUUUCUGUGUUUUAUACAAAGGCUUGGAUCCCAAGAUUCUGUUUUGGACACCCUGCUGGGUCCUUUUUGCACUAGAUUUGUGGGGAAAUACAUUCAUUAGAAUUUCUGAUUAAAAAGGUAACUGAAAAUGGGAUGCAGAUGAGUCAUUUCAAGGCACAUGUAUUUGUAUUGACCUUGUGUUGUAAAUGUUUAUCAGUUGUCAAAUUAAUCUGGGUGGAGAUGAGGAUUAACCUUCUGGCCGAGUCCGAAGGCCCGUGGUAUUUGUAGGAUGUUCUGUAUCUUCGGUAAAAAUUUGGUAAAAAGCAAAUUUAAUCAGCUUUUUCUUACAGUUUGUAUUGAAAACUUCAAGAAUGUUUGGCAUUUCAGAGUGAAACCAAUCAUGGCUUUCCUUUUAGCAAUAGUAACCACAAGCAACUUCAAGCUGUAAGUGCUCAGUUGCAAAUCAGUGUCCUUUUAAACUACUAUCUUCAGCAACAUUGGUGAGAUCUGAACUUGUUCAUUUUUGGAAACUGUUGCCUCUAAUAUGCUGCUGUAACAAGUAAUAUUUUAUAUUCCAGUUUCCCAUAAUGAUGGGCUCUCCCUGUUUUUUUGUUCAUGUUUUUUUAAAGAAGGUUGUGUGUUAUUUAUAUUGCAAAUUAUCUUGCUCAAAACAACCAGUGCCCUUUUUGCAAUGUGUUCCUAGUGUUGACAGUUUAAUCAUUUACCAGAUGCCAAUUCUGGUGCCAAGUAUUUUUCUUCUCUGUUUACCCAAAGCUAGCCAACUGUCAUCAAGCUGGCCAAAAGUACAUUGGUUUUCUUUAGGACCAGAUCUUUCCCACAUAUCGAUUGUGUUAGUCAUUCUAAUAAAGAAGGUGGAUGCUUGUUACUAAAAUGGGUUAGAAGAGAGGCUGAUGUUACUAGUGAGGAAAAAAGCAGGUUCCUGAGUUUCACACUGGGCAGACAGUAUAGGCAGAGAGUAAAGAUUCUGGGGCAGUCCCUGGUUUGUCCAGCAGUCCAAGCAAGCAUAAUUAACUUGGUGCCUCUUUGCCCUUUAUGAUACUAAGUAAUUAUCUUUCUCUCAGGACUGGUGAUUUUAAUGUCACUUGUAAGGCAUUUUGCAGUAAAAUUAGUGGAUUUUUGUACACAUUUACUAGCAUUGUUAAACUAUGAUGGAUGACAUUCAAGAUGGCAUCCUGUUUUUUACUCUAUAAGCCUACUUAAUAUUGAAGGCCAGCUUAGCCACAGCAACAGGAGAUGUGUGAACAGAGUCCUCCCAUUUUUAAGAAGCUGUAAAUAGGGCUCAGAUAGAAAGUGGGGAGAACAUUCGGGUUUUUUUCUCAUAUGUCAUUUUUGCUAUCUCAGUUGACCUCCCAGUGCUGUUAUUUGCCUUGCAGUUACCAUGGAGACACUAAUGUGUGUCUGGUCUGACUAAUAACAACUGCUGGGGGGUGGGGGGGGGGCUAAGAUGAUCAAAAUGGUACAUGAAGUGGUUAUUCCAAAUGCCAUAUUUGUCCAGAUUGACAGGGGAGGCACAGGUGCUGUGGAUAGUUUGUUUGUAGAUCUCCAUCACAUCUAGUUUGUCCUUGAGAGUUGCUGUGAACAGCCAGGUUUGGUAGGAAGCACUAAAGUUCUGCAAACUGCGGUACAUCUGGAGUUACAUAGAUUCAUAAUGUAUGUUAUCAAGUUAAAGGCUAAGGCAUAAGCUUGGAUCCACUGGUAAUUUUAGCAGAAAAAAGACAUUUCUGGUCCAAAAUUUCCUCUUCUUCCCCUCAUCCCUUGUGCCCUUGGCAGCCAAAAAUGCCCCCAGAAAUGCUGUUUUUGUAGAAGCAGGGAUCCCUGGGGACAGGGUAAGCAGGAGAUAGAGAUCUGCAGCAGAAGUCAGUAACCAGUCAUAUAUACCCCACUGCUGCCACCCUUUCCAUCUGCAAAAAUCCUCCAUUGGAUCCAAGCCACAGGGUACUGUAGCAUUCACCAGAAUGGUAAUUUCUGUUGACAGUGGCUCGCUUUCUCACGUAUGGAUUUUCAGCGAAUGCAUGUUGGCGUAACUCUUCUCGCAGACUUAAGUCAAACUUGAUGACCCUGUUUUCAGAUCCACUUUAAAGCAACAACUGCUUAUUUGGAGAAAUGUACUAAAAACUUUUCUUUCUUAAAUUCCUAAUGACCAUGUCAUUAUGUUGAUAAGAACUUUUACCUUUUCAAGUCCUUGGAGCUGUAUUCUUCCCUUUGUGAGGGAAGAAGUCUCUCUGAACUCUGUUUUUAACAUUAAACUGCCAGCUCCCCUAACUAUCCAUACAGUAGAGCCAGGAUUGCUCUGAAUUGUUCUGUUUAGAUAAUCAUUAUGUUCCUUUUUAUUUAAAAUAAAAUAUGUUAUUUUCCAUUA
Messenger RNA from Sphaerodactylus townsendi, 5896 nucleotides. It is a transcript of the gene JMJD6, whose product is annotated as jumonji domain containing 6, arginine demethylase and lysine hydroxylase. Gene Ontology annotation, biological process: phagocytosis. NCBI's taxonomy places the organism in Eukaryota, Metazoa, Chordata, Lepidosauria, Squamata, Sphaerodactylidae. Gene Ontology annotation, molecular function: P-TEFb complex binding; histone H4R3 demethylase activity. Bases 298 to 1542 code for a protein of 414 amino acids. The record is from RefSeq and is a predicted model, not a curated record. Gene Ontology annotation, cellular component: cytoplasm; nucleus. The transcript has 7 exons.